Messenger RNA from Camelina sativa (false flax), 1161 nucleotides. RefSeq lists its product as uncharacterized. The record is from RefSeq and is a predicted model, not a curated record. Gene Ontology annotation, molecular function: nucleic acid binding; RNA-DNA hybrid ribonuclease activity. NCBI's taxonomy places the organism in Eukaryota, Viridiplantae, Streptophyta, Magnoliopsida, Brassicales, Brassicaceae.
AUGGAUUGGCAUUUGCCCAUACUAGAGGAGUAUAUGGAUCCUGCGGAUAUUCCGCUUAUACAGAGUUUGCCGGUUAGUAAGUCAUUUCGUUCGGAUAGAUUGAUUUGGCAUUAUACUAAGUCUGGUAAGUAUUCUGUGAGAUCUGGUUAUAGGCUAGCACGGGAAUUACAGAAGGAAGUCGAAUUUGGGCCAACAUGUACAGUUUUACGGGCACAAGCUUGGAAACUUGAAGUCCCUUCAAAGGUUCAACAUUUUUUCUGGCAGGUGGCGUCUGGUAGUCUUCCUGUAAAGGAACGGAUCGCUCAUCGGGGUGUACGUUGUGAUGUUACGUGUCAACGGUGCGGUUUUGUGGUGGAGUCUAUUAAUCACGCUCUUUUUGAGUGUGUACGAUCCCGGUUGGUUUGGGAGUUAUCGCCGAUACAUAUACCGACGUCUGGCUUUCCUCAUGGAUCCGUGUAUUCAAAUUUAGAUUUCAUAUAUUCUAAGGUCUUAUCAAGCUCCGGGGGUUCGACUAUUGGAUAUUUGUUGCCUUGGAUGCUUUGGACAAUUUGGAAAGACAGGAAUAAAAAGGUUUUUCAAGGAGUAGAGGCUGAGCCAAUGGAUAUUAUAAAUCAGGCGACAAACGACAAACUUUUGUGGGAGGAGGCGAAGUCCUUUUCUAUGAAUUUCUUGCCUCUCCAGCCAGCUCCGGAGGAUAGGGUUAUUUCUGUUCGUUGUAAGGUUGAUGGUUCCUGGAAAGGUUCUAACCCUUUAGAGGGCUUGGGAUGGUGGUUUGGUACUCAUGAUGACAAGACGCUACUUUUGGGAGCUCGCAGUCUUCGUCGUAGUCCUUCUUCCCUUCACUCGGAGUUUAAUGCCUUACUUUGGGCUAUGGAGUCUCUUCGGGCGGCGGGGAUUGAUUGUCAGAAUUUUGAGUCAGAUAGCGCUGAGCUGGUGGCGAUGGUGCAGGCUCCGGAUGACUGGCCAGCUUUUUCGCAUUUAUUGGAAGAUUUUCAUUCCCUCAGAUCAUCUUACUUUUCCUUCACCCUGACCCAGAUCCCGCGAACGUCAAAUGUCCAAGCAGACUGUCUUGCUCGCUCCUCUAGACCUUUAGCUUCUGAAGUCUCAUUUGUAAACUCCUUUAUUCCAGUUUGGUCAACCAACCUUGGAGUCACUUUUUAA